AUGAUUUUGGCAAGGACUUCUUUUUUUCUAGCUUCAAAGCGCUUAUAUGCGACCUACAUUCCAGGCUCAAGGCCAGUUUUCAAGCGUACAAAGCCUCAUCUUAAUGUUGGUACAAUUGGGCAUGUUGACCACGGAAAGACGACCUUACAUCUGCGAUUACGAAAGGUUAACUUUAAAUCGUUUCCGAAAGUUUUUUCUAAUUUUUAG
Molecule: messenger RNA, 207 nt
Organism: Meloidogyne enterolobii
Lineage: Eukaryota; Metazoa; Nematoda; Chromadorea; Rhabditida; Meloidogynidae
Source: the annotation of a GenBank genome assembly